AUUUUUCAAAUUUUACCUAUAAAUCAAAUAAUUUUAUCAACUUUGUUAAUUUUUGUUUUUAUAAUAAUUUUAUCAACUACAUUUUUUGAAUUUUUAUUUAGAAAUAAAGAUGUAAAAAAUAAUAAAAGAAAGAACAUUAUAAAAAUGAGACUAUUUUUAUCAUUUGAUCCGAAAU
Messenger RNA from Frankliniella occidentalis (western flower thrips), 175 nucleotides. NCBI's taxonomy places the organism in Eukaryota, Metazoa, Arthropoda, Insecta, Thysanoptera, Thripidae. The record is from the annotation of a RefSeq genome assembly.